AUGGCAGAAACAACUGCAACUAAAACUACACCUAAUACGGCAAAUUUCACAGCUAUAACCAAUACUCAUUCUAAAUUUAACACCAGUACUUCUAAUAAUUCUAUUAGGUCUAAUAAGUCGUCUAAUUCAAACAAUAAUAUGGAUUAUAAACACCUUUAUAAACAGCCAUCUAGUGAAGACCUUUUUUAUGAAAAGGAUUAUAACGAAGAAGAAUUUAUGCAUUUUGACGAUAAUGAAGAAAAUAAUAGCAAUUCCCCAACUGCUUCAUCACUCGAUUUAAACAGAUCAACUACCUCCUAUCAUAUCAAAAAAGCAGAAGAUGCUUUAGCUAAAUUGAAAUUGGUGGUUGAUCAACCAGGAUGGCAAAAACUUUUAACACACAAGAGCGGGAUGGCGGUUUACGCGAAAAGUGAUAUGUCAAAAGAUGACAAAGUGCCUAUUUUCAGAGGUGAACACAUUAUCAAAGGAUUUACUCCACAAUCUAUUUUUGCUGUUAUUGGAACGAGAAAGUUGUGGGAUGAUUGGUACGAGGAAGGAAGUUUGGUAGCGAAUUUGAAUGAAACUACCAGUUUAACCUACAUGGUAAUUCAAGCAUUGGCCGGAUCAAAAACUAGAGAUUUAUCACUUGUGGAAAAGAUAGAGUGCGCAUAUGAAGGGAAAAUUUAUUUUGUAUCAACAUCGGUCAACACUCCAAAAAUACCCCACAUCGCAAACAGAAUACGUGCUCGUCUUCUUCUUAACGGUUGGAUUCUGGAACCAUUAUCAUACAAUCCUCCAGUCACAAAAGUUAAUUAUAUUCUUCAAACCAAUGUCAAAGGUUGGAUUCCAUCAGUUCUUGCUAAAAAAUAUUUGUCUCGACGUCCUUUGGUCAUCCAUACCAUUGAAACUUAUCUAAGAAAAAAUGGCCCCCCAACUAUGUUCAUCAAUGCCCCAAGUAGUAAUGUUGAGCCCUCACAAUCUCAUUCUCAUGCUCCAAGUAUGUCGUCAAACAUUAAUAACGAUUUACCUUCCAAUCAUGCCAAUAACAUUAUACCUGAAAUUCACUCAAAAUCAAUUCUCAUUACUUCAACCCCAGCUACUUCGACACCAAUUAUACCUCGAACACCAAUCGCAAAUCAAACUCCAAGUAUCACAUUUUCAAAAAGCAUAGAUGCUAAAAUUCCUGAAAAGAAUAAAAAUCCACAUCGUCAUUCCAAGACAUUACGUGCAGCAAUGAAGAGUUUCAAAUCACAAGCAAAGUCGUUGAGUGGAUGGGAACUCCAUUCGGAUAACAAUGGUUUAAAAAUAUACACUAAAAAUGCUGAUGGCAAACAUACACCAAUAAUGCGAGGUGGAUUAAGAAUCACUGGUGGAUUUACCGCGGAAGAUAUUUUGUCAAUUAUAUCUGAUAUAGAAAUGAGAAAGGUAUGGGACGAGAGAUUUGAAGACGGCGUUGUAGUGGAGAGAUUGAAUCAUUUUGAUAUUCUAGUCAAAACUACUAUGAAAGGCACAUUUCCAAUAAGAGAUUUAUCGUUGGUGUCAUCGACGGAACAUGAUUUUGAGACUGGAAUAAUUAGAUUUGUAUCAACAUCAGUCGUUGACCAAUUAAUUCCAGAAACAAGAAAACAUGUCAGAGCAAAUUUAAAAUUUGCAGGAUUUGAAUUGAUACCGAAAUUUGACGAUAAUGGAUUUACAAAAUAUGUGGAUAUAAAAUACAUUGUGGAUAUCGACAUUAAACUUGAAACAAUUCCCUACUCAAUCCUCAAACAAGUUUCCAUCCAGACACCAAUGGUACUUGCUAAGAUUGAUGAGUUGUUACAAAAAAGUGGAUUUCCACCGUAUAUUAGAGAAUCAACAUCACAAACUUCGAUGAAAUCAUGUUUGUUCAACACGAAAACAUUUGAUUGUGAAAUUGAGGUGGUGAAUACUUUUAGUAAUGCAGUGACCGAGUUAAAAACUUCCAGAAAGAUGUAUCCUAAUGGAUAUGAGUUGACUAUUCAACCUGUAACCGUAAAGGUUGAAUUAUUACCGAAUAAAGUUGAUGUGGCUCGUAUCACAUUUCCAUCUAAAAAUGAGGUCAAUAAGAAUUCAAGUGUAUUGAAAAUUAAAAUUAAAAAAAAUAUAUCUAAAAAAGAUCGGAAGCAGGAUUCUGUAAUUAUAUCAGAAUCUAUAAACCAAAAUAUUACAUCAACUUCAAUACAUUCAUCUUCAUCUCCAAGUUUCAAAACAUCAACAACGCUUUCAACACUGACUACAACAGCUACAGGUGAAGGAGGAGAAGAUGUGCGAAGAAUUAGCAUUAAUAAUAUUAAUAACUUAAAUGAUCAUUUUGCAUCAUUCACUGAAUCAUUAAGAUUUAAUUCACAACAAGUUGGAUUAAUGUUUGCUUCAAUGUUGUUGGCAUAUUAUGCUGGGAAACUUAGCGGAUGA
Molecule: messenger RNA, 2409 nt
Organism: Entrophospora candida
Lineage: Eukaryota; Fungi; Glomeromycota; Glomeromycetes; Entrophosporales; Entrophosporaceae
Source: the annotation of a GenBank genome assembly